CAUGGAGGAACAGGAGCAAGACAUUAGACUGGAAAGCUUCCUGAAGUGGGCAUCAGACCUUGGAAUCUCAGACUCUUCAGGAUCCCUCCCAUAUGUCUGUCUGGGACAUUCUCUCUCCCUCGCUUACUUUCCUCUCGCUGGCGGGCGCCGCUGGUGGAGUUAGGUUUAUUUGUUGGUUUGUCUGUUUUUCUGUUUUUAAACUUUACAGUUUACCAAAUAAAUUAAUUUAGGAUUAUGAGCUUAUUUUAUUUCCCUGUGUUUUUUUUUGGGUAACCAAACACGGGGUAGGGCAAUGGAAAGUUAUUAGUAUUAUUGGUAGAAGGUCUUGAUCCUCAAAGGUUCUGUCCUAUCAUAUCUUCAUUUGUUAAUGGGAGUGCUGCAGUAGAGGUCUGGGUGCUGUGCGUGAUCUUAGGAAGGGGGAGCUAAUUCUCAGAGUUCCUAAAUCCGCUUUGAUGACGAGGGAAAGCCUACUGAAGGAUGAAAAACUCUCUGUUGCUGUCAGUAGGCACCCUUCUCUAUCCUCUACCCAGAUAUUGACUGUUUGUUUGAUAUAUGAAAUGGGUAAAGGAAAGAGUUCAUGGUGGCUCCCUUAUCUGAUGCACUUGCCCCGCUGCUAUGACAUAUUUGCAACUUUUGGUGAAUUCGAGAAGCAAGCUCUGCAAGUAUCUGAUGCUAUCUGGGCUGCAGAAAGGGCCAUAUCAAAGGCAAGAUCAGAACAGAAUGAAGCUAAUCAACUGAUGGCAGAACUUAAUCUUAAGCCUCAACUUCUGACCUUUAGGGCAUGGUGUUGGGCUGCUGCAACAAUAUCCUCAAGGACGUUGCAUAUACCAUGGGAUGAAGCUGGAUGUUUAUGUCCUGUGGGAGACUUAUUUAAUUAUGCUGCACCAGGAGAGGAGACAUUUUGUUCUGAAGAAGUAGAUGGUCGGCUGUGUGCCUCAUCCUUUCAGGCCACUUCUCUGUUAAAUGGGGACCGUGCACAUAAGUCAAAUGUGGAGGUCUUGGAUGCCCAUGAUCUGAGGUUGACUGAUGGUGCGUAUGAGGAAGAUGUUGCUGCAUAUUGCUUCUAUGCUCGACAAAAUUAUUUGAAAGGAGAGCAGGUUCUUCUAUGCUAUGGGACUUACACGAAUUUGGAGCUCCUUGAACACUACGGGUUUCUUCUAAAUGAAAAUCCAAAUGACAAAGUUUUUAUUCCCUUGGAACCAGAAAUUUAUUCCUCAUGUUCAUGGCCGAAGGAGUUGUUGUAUAUUCAUCAGAAUGGAAAGCCAUCUUUUUCCCUGUUGUCUGCUUUGCGAUUAUGGACAACCCCACCAAGCAAGCGGAGAUCUCUGGGACAACUUGCUUAUUCGGGUUCUCCACUAUCUACAGACAAUGAGAUACAGGUCAUGAAAUGGAUAGCAAAGAAAUGCAAUUUGGUAUUGAAGAAUUUGCCAACAUCAACUGAAGAAGACAGUUUGCUACUAAGUUCCAUUAACGAAAUUCAAGAUCUUCAUUCCGUUGUUGAGCUCGAGAAGGCAAUAUCCGCUUCUAGGGGUGAGAUCCGGUCAUUCUUAGAAGCCAAUAAGUUGCAAAAUGUAGCUAGUGGUAAUAACUUACUUCUAUCCAGCAAAGCUAGAAGGUCUAUGGAAAGGUUGAAAUUGGCUGUCCAGUGGAGGGCCAGAUACAAGAAAAUCCUGCUUGACUGCAUUUUUAAUUGCACGGAAACAAUUGAUUCUCUAACUUGUGGAAAGUAUUUACCAUUCAAAUUGGCCUAGUUUAACGUUCUCGGUUCUUUUUUCUUGCACAUUUUGUUCAAUUUUUGAUGCAAGGAACACAUUUGGAGUUGAUAGAUAUCAAAACUGCUUAACGAAUGAUUAUAAAAUCCGAUUGUUUAUUUUUUGAACAA
Carya illinoinensis is the source of this 1882-nucleotide messenger RNA. Its product is annotated as protein SET DOMAIN GROUP 40. Lineage: Eukaryota; Viridiplantae; Streptophyta; Magnoliopsida; Fagales; Juglandaceae. Gene Ontology annotation, biological process: peptidyl-lysine monomethylation. Bases 453 to 1751 code for a protein of 432 amino acids. Gene Ontology annotation, molecular function: protein-lysine N-methyltransferase activity; protein binding. The record is from RefSeq and is a predicted model, not a curated record. The transcript has 6 exons.